AUGGGAAAAAUGGAGACAUGGGAAGUGACGGGGCGGACCAAUGAGACCGUAACCAUCACUUAUAAACGCAGAGUCUACAAAGAAGAAGUUUUUACACAAAGUACUGGAAAAAGCCAAGGAAAACCAAUGAUGGUGGAUAAGGAGACGAAGGAUAUGCUGAAAAGAUUGAGUGGGAUGAGCAAAGAUAUCCGGAAGAAGUAUCGGAUUGAGAAGAAGGAGGAGGAGAAAAGUUUCAAGAAGAAUAAGAAGAAUCGGGUAUCCAAGAAGCCAGAAAACCUAAAAUCUCUCAAAGAUGAUAGCGAGGAGGAGGAUCAUAUCAAUGUCGAUGGGGUUUUGAUCAAGAAGGGAGCCAAAGGAGAGCCAUGUGAUCAUCGUGGAGUGCCCCUAUCCCAUCCAAUGGCAAUGACACCGUAUCCGGGAGCCUCAACUGCUGCUCAACGAGAGAAGGCGCGGAAAAUGUUGAAGGAGAUUGCGAGACAGAUGCAUGAGGAGGAUUUGAAGAAGCAGGGAAUUCUCAAAAAGUCUGAAAAAUCUGAAAAUUCGGAGAAAUCUGAGGAGAAAAGCGCUGGAAAUAGUCUCACUGGAUCAUCCAAUUUGACUACACAAACCUCGGAUUUAUCCUCGAUCUCUUCAGCUGCUACUAGCUCGAAAACUUCUGGAAAAUCAUCCAAAUCCAAAUCUAAAUCCAAAUCGACUUCAAAAAGUUCCAAAAACUCGAGAUCUUCUAAUAAAAAAAUGGGAUGUGACAAGUGUGGAAGUUGCCAGAAAUGCAUCCAUCGUUGCUCUCAAAAACACGCGGCAGACGUUAAAGUGACGGAUUACGAACGUGAGCAGUUUCUGAAUGGAAUCAAACGUCUUCGUAAGAAGAUUGUGAAGCCAGAGAAAAACCGUGAGAGAGCCACAAAAUCGCCAUACGACGUCACUCAGAGUGAAUCGGAGUUGGAACUUACUAGUGGUUCGUCGAGCAAAAGUGCCAAGACCUCCAAAAAGAGCAGUGUGGAGAAGUAG
Caenorhabditis briggsae is the source of this 1008-nucleotide messenger RNA. The transcript has 5 exons. The coding region runs from base 1 to 1008 and encodes 335 amino acids. NCBI's taxonomy places the organism in Eukaryota, Metazoa, Nematoda, Chromadorea, Rhabditida, Rhabditidae. The record is from RefSeq and is a predicted model, not a curated record.